GUGAGAUAGGCAGAGAGAGCAGCAUCUCUUGAGCGCAUUCAGCUCGCAGCAGCUCAGGAAGCAGGAAGGCAGAGUAGAGGGGAGGAGAGCACCAGCACCUCACCGAAGGGGGCGACACCACACCUCUCUCUCUCUCUCUCUCUCUCUCUCUCUCAAACACACACUCUCACACGUCACAGAUUUGUGAGGAGGCGUGAGGUACAGGAGGAGGACCACCACAGACACGCGCGUUGUUUAGCUGGCUUAGCUGUGCUUUGGAGAGCUGUCUCUUGAAGACUGGACCAGAGCUGUAUCCAUCGCUUCAUCCAUCCUUUCUUUCCUUCCUGCUUUCCAUUCCUCCAACACAGAAGCAGCUCAUGGCCACCUACCCCCUCGAACAUUUGGACUGAUUUGCUCUCUGUCAUUCAUCUAACCUCUGGUCUCUCUGUAACCAUCCCUGCCUGUCUCUGCUUUUAUUCCAUUCACAGCCAAGACAUCAAGAGACACACUUAAAGAAGAACUAACCGACCGAGCUUUCGACCGCAAUCAUGAACUUCCUCCGACGCCGUCUCUCGGACAGCAGCUUCAUGUCCAACCUUCCCAACGGCUACAUGACAGACCUCCAGAGGCCUGACCCCCCUGCUCCUGUUCCUCCCACCGCCUCCUCUCCAUCCCAGCAGGGUGCAGCCCCGGCCACGGCGCCUGCUCCUGCCCAGUCCCCAACCAAAGCUCCAGCACUGUCCCAGGCGCCAGCCAGCUCCCCCGCACCUCAGGAGCGGCGAAUGAGCCAGCAGGCUCAGCAGCCUCAACAGGCCCAGUCCUCCUCCUCCUCCGGUGGCUCCUCUGGUUUCUUCAGCUCCUUCAGCUCCAUCACCAACGCCGUCAAACAGACGGCUGCGUCUGCCGCCGGGUUUGUGGAGCAGUCAGCUCCCUCUCCCUCCCUCUCCAAGAAGUUCAAGAUCCUGUUGAUCAUCGAUGAGCCCCAGCAUGAGUGGGCCAAAGUGUUUCGGGGAAAGAAGGUCCUUGGGGACUACGACAUCAAAGUGGAGCAGGCUGAGUUCUCAGAGGUCAACCUCGUCUCACAUUCAAAUGGCACCUGUAAUGUGGACAUGCAGGUCAUCAGGGGCGGGACCAAAGUGAUCAGGUCUUUCAGGCCCGACUUCGUCUUGGUGCGCCAGCACGCCUUCAGCAUGGCCCAGAAUGAGGACUUUAGGAACUUGAUCAUUGGUCUCCAGUAUGCAGGCAUCCCCUCAGUCAACUCUCUGGACUCCAUCUACAACCUCUGCGACAAACCUUGGGCUUUUUCCCAGCUGAUUAAUAAUCAGAAGAGGCUUGGUUCAGAUAAAUUCCCUCUCAUUGAUCAGACUUUCUACCCCAACUACAGAGACAUGAUUACAACACCAAGUUUCCCAGUAGUGGUGAAGAUCGGACACGCCCACGCUGGAAUGGGAAAAGUUAAAGUGGACAAUGUGAGUGACUUCCAGGACAUUGCAAGUGUUGUGGCCAUCACUCAGACCUACUGCACUACAGAGCCAUUUAUAGACGCCAAAUACGACAUCAGGGUCCAGAAAAUCGGCGCCGACUACAAAGCAUACAUGCGAACAUCCAUCUCUGGUAAUUGGAAGAGCAACACCGGAUCUGCCAUGUUGGAACAAGUAGCCAUGACUGACAAGUAUAAGCUAUGGGUUGAUACUUGUGCAGAGAUCUUCGGGGGACUGGAUAUCUGUGCUGUCAAAGCCAUCUGUGGCAAGGAUGGUAAUGACUACAUCACUGAGGUUGUGGGUUCAUCUAUGCAGUUGAUUGGUGAUCACCAGGCAGAGGACCGUCAGCUCAUCUCAGAGGUGGUGUUGGCUAAGAUGAACCAAGCACUGCUUGCCAGGUCAUCUAGUGCUUCCCGUUCACCUGCUCGCUCCCCUCAAGGCCAGAAGCCAACUACUGUGCAGCCCCAACAGAGUGCUGCCCUUAAGGAAGGACUGGCAGAUCCAAACAGGACCUCGGGCCAGCGCCCUCAACCUCAAGGUGCACCAGUCAAAUCACAGAGUGUAGAGCCAUCACCAGAGUCAGCUAAAAGAGCAUCUGAACCAGUACCAAAGCCCAGCCAGGCCCAGAAACCUGGUCCAGGUCCAGCUCAGAAACCAGCUCAGGCUCAGAAGCCAAGCCCAGUCCAGAGGGCCACCUCAGUCACGAAGCCUCCAGUGCCGAGGCCUCCCCCAAUGACGAGAGCCCCAUCCGUCACAAAGUCAGCUCCAGCCCCAGCCAAAGCUUCACCAUCAUCCCCAGCUAAAGCAGCAGCACCCGCAGCAGCUCCAAGCUCUCCCCCAACCAAAGCAGCAGCAGCAGCACAUGUUAAAUCCCAGUCUCUGACCAAUGCCUUCAACGCCUUCAGCGACUCCACUUUCUUCCGCGGGGUCUCGAGCUCCGGAGGUGACGGCCAAGAAGAGGCAAAGGCAGAGACCAUUCGCAACCUCCGAAAGUCCUUCGCCAGCCUUUUUUCUGACUAGACACAGCCAAACCUUAGUCAGCCCCUUGAUUGAUUCUGGCCUCCCCAUUUUACUAUCGGCCAGUGAUGACUUGAUUGACAUUAAAUGUGAACCAGUCUGAGAUUAAACUUUGUGUGUUAACUGUACUGUAUUCCCUCCGUCCCAGACCCUCUUUUCCUCCCUUUUCAGCUUCUCUGUGUGAGUAACAGUGAGGCCUGCUGGGUAGGAUAUUCAGUGAAUGAUGCUGUGCCAGAGUAAUUGGACUGAAGGAGUUACGUCAUUGAUAUAGAACAGAAUAAACUAGAAGAAUAUAAAACAAAAUGUUUAUUUUUCCCAGAGCACACUUUAAGGAAGACUUUCUGAAGUAUAUGAAAAGUAUAAAAGUCAAGACUACAGAUGGAAUGUACAUACAGUAUAUAUAUUUAUA
This is a messenger RNA of Morone saxatilis (striped sea-bass), 2886 nucleotides long. It is a transcript of the gene syn2b, whose product is annotated as synapsin IIb. Lineage: Eukaryota; Metazoa; Chordata; Actinopteri; Moronidae. Gene Ontology annotation, molecular function: ATP binding. Bases 528 to 2480 code for a protein of 650 amino acids. The transcript has 14 exons. The record is from RefSeq and is a predicted model, not a curated record. Gene Ontology annotation, biological process: neurotransmitter secretion. Gene Ontology annotation, cellular component: synaptic vesicle membrane; synaptic vesicle.